UUCUCCUCCCUUGGAUUAAAAAAUACCUAGGUGUUACACAUCCGACCCAAGCCACCAGAAUGGCAGCUCACCUCCGAGCUGUAGGGGGAGCCAAAUAUUAAGAGGAGACAUAACGAGUACGUUAGGCGUUAAGUACUUGGCGAAGCUUCGCGAAGUUAAAAGGUAUUUUGUGAAAGAGGGAAAAACAGAGAACCCUUAUUACGCCAACUGAAACCCGCAGAGAGCAAAUGAGAGCAGAGCGCGCGAGAGUGCAUUAGAACUAGCGAAGCAGCAACAACGAUUCAUUUGUGUUUGAGGUUAGGUAUUGUCUACCUUUUACGAAUGAGGGGUAGAAAUUACAGCUACAGCCCAUCACCACCAAGGGGUUACAGCAGACGAGGUCGGAGUUCCAGCCCCAGGGGUCGUUAUGGAUCUCGUAGUAGAGAUCUUCCUACUAGCCUUUUAGUUCGCAACCUUCGCCGUGAUUGUAGGCCAGAUGACCUCCGCAGGCCAUUUGAGCAAUUUGGUCCUAUUAAGGAUGUAUACUUGCCAAGAGAUUAUUAUACGGGAGAUCCCAGGGGCUUUGGUUUUGUCCAGUAUGUAGACCCUGCUGAUGCUGCAGAGGCUAAACAUCAGAUGGAUGGUCAAAUUCUUCAUGGCCGGGAGUUGACUGUUGUAUUUGCAGAAGAGAAUAGGAAAAAGCCCGCUGACAUGAGGGCAAGAGAACGGUCAAGUGGUAGGGGUCGACUGUAUGAUAGGAGGCGGUCUCCCCCACGUUAUUCCCGAUCUCCAUGUGCAAGAUCUCAGCCUCGUAGUCCUAGUUACUCUCCAUCCCCCAGGCGGAGACAUUAUUCACGAACUGUUUCGCCUCAAGACAGAAGGUACCAUCGAGAGCCUUCCUACUCCCGCUCUCCCUAUAAUUGCUCAAGGAGUUGGAGUCGGAGCCCUGGCCUCAGCCCCGGCUGCAGCAGUAGUCCAAGUGGGAGCCGUGACCAUCCAAGGAAAGCAGGAAGGGAAAGAUCAUUAAGUCGGUGAAUCAUUGGUGUGGGAAACAGUAUGCAGAUCCACUAUUUUAACGAGUGUUGUCAACAUUUAGUUUGAAAGACACUGUUAAUAUUGAGAUAUGUUUCUCAAUCAAGUCUAGCUUUGAUCUACUUUGUUGGGAUUCUUUCUCGUGGCUGGCCACAUUUUCCCCUUUUUAUAUUCUCUUUUUUUUUUUUUUAAGAUAUAGUUAGUAUUGAGAUAUGUUUCUCAAUUUAGCCUGUAGCUUUGAUCAACUUUGUGGGGAUCCUUUCGUUUGGCUGGCUACAGUUUUCCCUUUUUAUAUUGUGUUUUUAUUUUUGUGUAAGAUGAAGCUCUAUUGUAUCUCUCUUUGAUGUCGUA
Molecule: messenger RNA, 1362 nt
Organism: Macadamia integrifolia
Lineage: Eukaryota; Viridiplantae; Streptophyta; Magnoliopsida; Proteales; Proteaceae
Product: serine/arginine-rich SC35-like splicing factor SCL30A
Exons: 6
Coding region: 322-1014 (230 amino acids)
Biological process (GO): mRNA splicing, via spliceosome
Cellular component (GO): cytoplasm; nuclear speck
Molecular function (GO): RNA binding
Source: RefSeq, a predicted model, not a curated record